Messenger RNA from Hibiscus syriacus, 715 nucleotides. Its product is annotated as oleosin G-like. The transcript has a single exon. NCBI's taxonomy places the organism in Eukaryota, Viridiplantae, Streptophyta, Magnoliopsida, Malvales, Malvaceae. Gene Ontology annotation, biological process: lipid storage. The record is from RefSeq and is a predicted model, not a curated record. The coding region runs from base 9 to 713 and encodes 234 amino acids. Gene Ontology annotation, cellular component: membrane; monolayer-surrounded lipid storage body.
CCUCAACCAUGCAAAGCGGCUCAAACCAACACGCGCCACACCCCGACCAAAUUAACACUCUCUUCAAGACAAGCGGAGACAUAUUUCUGAUAGCCUCACCUCUACACUCACCACGAGGAUCCCCUCACCGACCGCCACGUACCCUUCCCCCUCAGUUCUCAGUUCUCACCCACCUCCUUAUAUCACCGCCACCACCCUCCCAGUCCCUCUCAUCUUCCCUCCUUUAUUUUCAUCAUCAAAACAGAUCAGAGCCGACGAUCAUGUCCGUCAACGAUCAAAACACGCCCAUGACUCAGAAGCUUUACGAGUCAGCUCCGUCGUCUCGUCAAGUGGCAAAGUUCAUGACCGCCUCCACAUUGGGUGCGACGCUGCUAUUCUUGGCCGGGUUAACCUUGACCGGCACGGUGCUUGCCUUGAUCAUGGCAACGCCGUUGAUCGUUAUCUUCAGCCCUGUUCUAGUCCCGGCGGGGAUAACCAUACUGCUGGUGGUAACUGGGUUCUUGUUUUCCGGAGGGUGUGGGGUGGCGGCGAUAACGGCGUUGUCGUGGAUGUACAAUUACGUGCAAGGGAAACAUCCGCUAGGAGCUGAUCAACUUGAUUACGCAAGGAAUAAGCUCGCCAGUACGGCUAGAGAUAUGACCGAGAAGGCCAAGGAAUAUGGACAGUAUGUGCAGAAUAAAUCUCAAGAUGUUACACAAGGCCAGGGAUCUUAAGA